This is a messenger RNA of Paramacrobiotus metropolitanus, 1617 nucleotides long. RefSeq lists its product as uncharacterized. The transcript has 3 exons. The record is from RefSeq and is a predicted model, not a curated record. NCBI's taxonomy places the organism in Eukaryota, Metazoa, Tardigrada, Eutardigrada, Parachela, Macrobiotidae. Gene Ontology annotation, biological process: protein phosphorylation. Gene Ontology annotation, molecular function: ATP binding; protein kinase activity. The coding region runs from base 490 to 1041 and encodes 183 amino acids.
AUAAACGAGAAAACGUGUAUGGUUGCGGAAGAGCUUUGCUUAGAGCGGUUAAAAUUUUUGCAGUUCUUUAACUAAAGUUAGCUGCACUUCCAUAACAUUGGGCAUAACGUUCUGGUAAAGCUUUUUCGCUCGCACCAUGCAGCGCAACGUUUGUUUUUUCCCCUGUCUAUCUAGUGUGUAGUCCAUAAUCCACAUUAUCUACCUGAUGUUUCUUAGUCGAUAAGAAAUAGCUCCCUGAAUUUUCACCAACUGUAAUUGCGUGAUAGUGCUGGUUUCACGAAAAGUCGCAUCUGACGCGUUAUAGACGCAAGCGCACUUCCAAAGCCAUGGGCACACAGCAAUCUGAUAUUCAGACCCUCGUGUUCCCGUGAAUCCCGUGAUACAGAGUUUUGCUCAGAACUCUGACUAAUAAUAAGCGGUAUCAAUCGCUGUUUUCGGCAACGAUUUACUGGAUUUCACUAACAAAUUGUGCUGUAAGGAGAGGUAAAAAUGGAACUGAGCAAACAGAACUGCACUAAGGUCGCAUUCCUUUUGGGCAUCGACGAAUUCAAACCACCGUCGUGCUUCGAAGUGUGCGAUCUACUGGGACGUGGAAGAACGGGGUCCGGCGUCUUUAAAGCCCCGGAUCAAACUUCUAAGCAGAAGUACGCGGCAAAAAUCUUUCAGGUUCAACCAAAAUUUGUUGCCCACGCGCUGAGUUCCCGCGCUGUUCAACCCAGCUCGGUGGCGUUAUACCAUGCCAGGAAAUUCCGUGCUGUUCGGGAAUUGCAGCACGCAAACAUUGUUAAAUACUUCUUCCAGGACGUUAGUUAUGCCCCUGCGCUGAAGAGUUAUCAAAAACGCAUUUUCAUGGAAUGCUGCAAUGGCGAUACGCUGGAACGAGACAUGGGGAACUUUUACGAAAACUACAAAACCGGCUACAAGGCUCCCGAUGUUUAUCACUAUUUUCUUGGCUUGCUGUCGGGACUCGACUAUCUCCAACACCACCACAUUGUGCAUCGCGACCUCCGCCCGGAGAAGCUCAUAGAGUACCUCUAUUAGGACUUCCCAAAUUCCCAUACGAUACAAUAGCAUUGUAUCCAGUGCGUUGAAAACGAUUAGGGCAUCCUUGGAUACUGCAGUGAUAUCCAUAAACUACUGUACCCUAUGCGUAGCCAUUGUACCCAAUCUGUAUCCACUGUACCCUAAGUGUGCCCACUGUACCCAAUCUGUAUCUACCUUGUAACCGCUGUACCGACACUGUACCCAAUCUGUAUCCAUUGUACCCUACGUGUACCCGCUGUACCGACACUGUACGGGUCUGUACCCAAUCUGCAUUGUAUCUGCCUUGUACCUGCUGUACCGACACUGUACCCAAUCUGUAUCCAUUGUAUCUGCUUUGUACCCGCUGUACCGACACUGUACCCAAUCUGUAUCCACUGUACCCAACGUGUGACCACUGUACCGACAUUGUAUCCACUGUAACCUACGUGUACCCGCUGUACCAACACUGUACCCAAACUGUAUCUAUUGUAGUAUCCGCUGUACAGAAAUUGUGCCCCACUGUAUCAGUCUCGCUGCUGCAGUGCUGAUUUAUUGAAAAACAAACAUUUGCAAGGACAUCGAUUAAAUCCAUAA